AUGGCAGCCCCCAGUCCCCAGGUCUCCGGCCUCUGGUACGCCCUCCUCCUCCUCCUCCUCCUCUCCGGCUGCUCGCUGGCCUCCAAGCUCAAUGUGCCCAAAGUGCUGCUGCCUUACUCGCCGACCAUCAAAGUCAACUUCACCCUGGAGGCCGACGAGGGCUGCUACAGAUGGUACUCAACACGACCAGAUGUAGCAACCAUUGAACCUGAGUAUAAGAACGGUACCGAUUGCUCCCAAGCAGCUUUGAUAUCUGCCCGAUCAACUCAGCCCGUUCGCCUGACCAGUAUAAUUAUUGCUGAGGAGACAGUGACGGGCCAGAUAUUGCGCUGUGACACAAUGGUGGACGUUAUUAGUCAGAUUGAAAUCUUAUCCACAACAAGGGAGCUGUACGUGGAUGACUCCUUGUUAAAACUAACAGUCAGAGCUCUAGACGAAGAAGGUAACACUUUUAGCAGCCUGGAAGGAUUCUUUUUCGAGUGGAGCAUAGUGAAGAACGAAGAAUCGGAUACUCUGACCGAGUCACCGAGUAAAAUUAGAAUUCUGAAGUUUUCAGAAGCCACCUAUCUGCCACCUGCGUAUAUAGCAAAAAUGGAGACCGAAGGCAAACAGGGAGACAUCAUUCUUGUGUCGGGGUUAAUGACUGGCACUUCUACACUGAAAACCCGACUGCAAGAAGCAGUAUAUAAGACUGUCCCUCCUGCCAUGAUACGUCUUAUUAUCCUGGAAAACAUUAUUUUGAGUCCGUCUUAUGAUAUUUACCUCCUGGUAGGAGCCUUCAUUCGCUACAGAGUUACCAAAAUAGUGAACGGGAAAAUGACAGAAAUUGAGAUGCCCUCAGAUCAGUACAAACUGGAACUGCAGAAUCAUGUGGUUGACCCUGAUGGUGAAGAGGGGAAUCCAGUUGCAGAGCUGGAACCUAAUUCCUGCACCGUUACAGCACUUCAGAAAGGACAGGCUAGCAUAGUGCUUAUAUACAGGAACAUUCACAUGCAAACUCUCUCUCAUCUGCCGAACUGCACAAUAUAUGUAGUAGAAGCUGCUUUUCUGGGUUUUUCUGUUCUGCCCGGGGACAGAUGGGUGUUGGAGAUGGAAAGGAAGUAUGAAAUUACUGUGGAAGUGUACGACAAAAAAAGCAAUAAAGUUUAUUUGUCUGAUAAUUUAAGAAUUUCCACUACGCUGCCAGAAUUGCACUUUAGCUCCCUGGAUUUCUCUAAAAAUGGAUCUUACCAUUAUGUUGACAUUCUGUUGGAUGGACGGACAGUAAUUAACGCUUCUCUGUUUGGCGUGUUUGGGAAGAAUGACACAAAAUUGGAUCUACCUGUUCCCAUUACCGGUCACCAAGAUGUGAUUAUUUAUAAACCAAUAAUACUGAAGCCACGUAUCCUCGUGUUCCCCUGGCACCCCAAACCCCGAAGCUACCGUCACAUUAUUCAGGUUACCGGUGGAAGCGGGAAUUUUACCUGGUCGUCAUCUAAUGAAUCUGUUGCUAUGGUAACAGUGAAAGGCUUUAUCGCAACUGGUGAUAACAGAGGCUUCAGCAUCAUACAGGCUAGAGAUGUAGAAAAUCCUGUUCACUUUGGCGAAAUGACAGUAUAUGUUCUGAGGCCAGUCAGCAUUGAGUUUGUGCCAUCCAGAGUAGAGAUUGAGAUUGGUCAGGUUCUUGACCUUCCUAUCAUGGUGUACGGGCUCCUGGAAACAGACAACAUGGAAACUGUUCCCGUCAAUAACUGUACCCUAAUGAACAUAGAAGUGGAGGUGGACAAGCAAGGGGUGUUCAGAACCCUUGAAGGGAGACUAGAGCCAGGUGAUGAAUACUGUACUGGAAUACAAGUUCAGGGCGAGACACAAGGUCACACAUUGCUGACUGCCAGCUCUGGAUUUAUGCAGAUCCACUUUAGCAGCAGCAUCACUAUUGCUGCUUAUCAUCGGCUUCGGGCUAUAGAUCCCGUUUCUGUUGCUGUUGUUACACUGACGUCUUCAAAGGAAAUGCUGUUUGAAGGAGGACCUAGACCCUGGGUCCUGGAACCAUCAAGGUUCUUUGCAGACCUGAGCGGUGAAGAUUGGGCAAAGACGAUCAUUAAACAGCUACGAGCUCCACUGGUCAAAAAGAAGAACCAGCAUGGCUUUAGAGUCAUCUGCGUGGGCCUGGGAGAGCAGUUUUUGACCUUUCGAGUAGGUAACAAGCCAAGCUUACUGAAUCCCAACCCUGCUGUGGAGCCUGUUCAAGUAAAGUUUGUCUGUGCGAUGCCUACCAGUCUCACUUUGACUCCUGUUUACAAGCCACAUCAACUCAGUCUUCCGUGCCCUUUACUGCAGCACAACAAACAGUUGGUCCCCGUUUCUUUCUGCAGGAACAGUGUCCUGGAGCUGACUGCAUAUGACCAACACAGACGGAAAUUUGACAACUUCACCUCACUGCUGGUGAACUGGAAAUCGUCCAACAAUUCUCUAGCCAGCUUUCAUGUAACCAAACCCAUGGAAAUGAUCUCAAAAGAUGAUGGCAGUGGACAGAGGAGGCAACACGGGCAUCGGAUUGUUACAGUAUACCGCAGGAAAGGCACAGUGUCUGUCUCAGUGUGUUUUGUGGGUUAUCGAAAGACUGUUUCCCCAUCAACACUAAACACCGUUGAUGCUCCAUUUCUGCCUAUAUCGACCACCAUCGAUUUGUUACUGGUGGAUGACGUAUCCAUAGUCCCGGGUAACCUCACAAUAUACAAUCACCCUGAAAUUCUGGAAUUAAUUUAUUUAACUGAGGGUUCUGGAUAUUUUUUCAUUAAUACCACUAACAGCGAGAUAGUCAACAGCACAUAUGUGGAGAUAAAGAACUAUGUUCAGUUAAAGCCUCUGCAGCCUGGUGUUGUGACAUUGAAAGCAUAUGAUCUGUGUCUGACCUGCGUCGGCCCAGCUAGAGCACAGAUACACGUAUCAGACAUAUUAGAUUUUGAACUGGACCUUAUUCACAAGGUUGAAAUUGGAAAGUCCGUCCUAGUUCACGUGAGGAUCCUGGAUUUUUUCAAGCAGCCAUUGCUGAACAGAUACUUUCGCUACAUGGAUCUAAACCUCCAAGCUGCUUCCCCAAUUGUCAAAUUAGAGGGAUUUUCCAAUUUGGAUCAAUACGCUGUAAGUUACAUCAUGAAAGCUGUGGCUUUGGGGCAGACCACUCUUGUAGUGACUGUCAGGGAUAAAAAUGGUCGCAAGCUGAGUUCUGCUCCACGUCAAAUAGAAGUGUUCCCACCCUUCAGACUCAUCCCACGGACAGUGACCUUAAUCAUUGGUGGCAUGAUGCAGGUGAUGUCCGAAGGUGGUCCACAGCCACAGUCCAACAUUUAUUUUUCGAUCAGCAACCACAGCGUGGCCAAGGUAAAUGAUCUAGGCCAGCUGACUGCCUUGGUCGUGGGGACAGCCAAAGUGACAGGAAUCGUCCAGGCUGUUGACGAUGACACAGGGCGAGUGGUUGUGUUCUCCCAGGAUGAUGUGACAGUGGAAGUUGUUCAGCUGAAAGGGAUAAAAAUCCAUGCUCCAGUCACUAGAUUGAAGACAGGAACUCAGAUGCCAAUAUAUGUGAUGGGACUCACAAGCAGCCAAACCCCGUUUUCCUUUGGGAAUGCAGUGCCAGGUCUGACGUUUCACUGGAUAACAACAAAGCGGGAUGUUAUUGAGCUUGUCCCCAGACAUUUGGAGAUUACCUUACAGCUCUCACCAGAGCAGAAUUUUGCAAUGGUGAUACACAGCAUAGCUCAAGGGAAAACUGGUUUGAAAGUUACCGUAAAGACACUGAAUCCAUCUGCUGGACAGUUUGAAGGAAAUGUUGGCAGCUUUUAUGAUGAAAUCCAGAUGAUGGUCUUUGGGAAGCUCCAGCUCUUGCCUCUCUCUUUCCCAGCAGAGGAAAUAUUGAUGUCACCAAACACCCACCUAAAACUGCAGACCACUAGGGAUGGUGUGGCUUACGUCACCUAUGAAGUGCAAAAUUGUCAUAUUAAUAAUUCCGUGAUUAGGGAGGAUGGGAAUGGGAUCCUGAUAUCUGGACCCACUACUGGUUCUUCCACACUGAAAGUAACCGCACUUGAAUAUUUUGGACUCAACCAAACCAUUGUAACUGGAUUAAGGGUGACUCCAGUGGCUUAUCUCAGAAUUCAAUCCAGCCCUGCGUUAUAUGUAGCCAAAAACGAGGAGCUAACUGCUCUUCCUCUUGGAAUGACAUUAACUUUUACAGUUCAUUUUUAUGACCUUACUGGAGACAAGUUUCAUGCACAGAACACAGAGCUGUACUUAGCUAUAAACAGGGAUGAUCUAUUGCUGAUUGGACCUGGUACCAGGAAUAAUUCUUAUGUGGCUCAGGCUGCUAAUGUGGGAUUGACUCUGCUGGGAGUUUGGGAUAAGAAGCACCCAGGAAUUGCAGACUACAUCCCGAUACCCGUGCAAUAUGCAAUAUGGCCUAAUGUAACAACGCACGUGGUACUCAGUGAUGUGAUAUGUUUCACCAGCCCACUGGUGGAUCAGGAAGGUGAAGCUGGAGCCUGGCACUUGUCAACAACUGAUAUCCUACAGAUCGAUCCCACCUCAGGGUUGGUAGUGACGAGAAGUUCUGGGACAGCCACAGUCUAUUAUGAUAUUCCUGGAGUUGUCAGAACUUACAGAGAAAUCACAGUCACUGGUGUGGGAAAAGUCACCCUUUUCUUUCAUAACUUUACCCAUAUAAUUGGUCUUCCUAGUUCUCGCGUGUACAGUUUUUUUUUGACAACUAUGAACAGAGACAGCAGUCUGAGUGGAGACUGCAGUUCUGCUCAUAUGAAGUCUAUGGAAAUGCUAAAACCAGAAACAAACAUAGUCUGCACUGUGCAGUUUAGCAAUCCCAUGUUGGACAUUCUAACUCUCUCUGUUUUCACUGUGGAACCUGCAUUCGUUGCCGAUAAAGGGCAGUACAGCUGUAUCAUCACGAUAAAAGAGCUCUCAGAUUCUGUGCGCAGAGACUUGAGUACAGGAGACACGUUUGUAUCUGUGAAAGCAUCUGUGCUUGGAGGGCAUUACACAGGGCAAUGUGGAAGAACAGAGAUUAGUUUCAUCCCUGGAUUUUAUAUGAACGAGUUAGUUGUGAUUCUCAGCAGCAGGGAGCCUACCGCUAACAUCACUGUAUUUGGCAUAUAUAGAGUACUGAUUAAACUAGAGGUCCGCGCUGAGUCGUCGAGCAUUGUGGUGAGUGAACCGAUCCAGUCGCCUGCUGUCCCCAACAUGGUCACUUACACAUUGAGUACCACCAACUUCAGCCUGUUUCAGCAGGGACUGGGGUUAAGCAACGUCACUGUAGUCAGCACACUGACCGGCCAGGCGGUGGACGUGUUUGUCACAGUCCUACGGAACGGAGGAGGCGGUGGAGCUGGAGGAGAUGUACCUUGUGAAGAAUUGGGUUUCUUCGAUAAGCUGGUGGAAUCCUACCAGGUUUUGAUGUUCACAUUAUUUGCAGUAUUGGCUACAACUGCAAUCAUUUUUAUUGCGUAUAAUGCCUUUUUGACGAGGAUACAGACUAUCCCAGUAGUGUAUGUUUCUACACCAACACAGGCAGUUUACAAUUCUCGAUCUUCUCCACUUGUUUAUGAUCGGGCCCGAAGGCGUUCUCUACCAUCCUGGAUGUGGAGCACACGUUAACAAACACUUACAGGAAAGCAGGGCAGGCAGUCAUUGUUUAGCAGCUGUUACAGUAAGAAUUAUUUGUUUGUGUCAAUUGCAUUUACGAUUCUAACAGAAUGGAGUAAUGCCCUCUUAAAAUGUGACGUUUAGCAGCAGUCAAAUUGAAUUAUGACACUUGACUGCAUUUAAGACAGUUAUGUUAAAGAUUUUAAUUUUGGGUAUAUAUAGCAGAACAGAUCAUAAGUUUUUCUUGUAAUCCUUGCAUAAUUAUUCUGCAAAUAUUGCCUUCAUCAUCAGUCAUUGUUACUUUAUAACGUGCCUCAUGGGGAAAGUGUACUUUGUCAUUAUUGAAUGGCAUAAAUUAACAUGAUUUAAGAGCAUAAUUGGGUACAUGCUACGAUGUCAACCAAUUUACAUUGAAAAGCUGGAUAAACAAAAAAAAACACAGCAGUGGGUAGUGCUUCUUUUCUGCAAUUAAACUUUCAGUGACCACAGGACAUGGAUAGAUGAUAAUCAAUCAUUGAGCCCUCUAAAAGAACAGUAUUAUGCAUACAGAAUGCAGAUUGAGGUUUACUGUUGCAUUUUGCAAUUUUAGGUUAGUCAUAUUGUAGUCUUAAAUUGUUUGUUUCCUGUGUCUAAUUGAUUGAAUUCUCGAAUCUCUGCAGCACGAGUGAACUGUAGCUUACGGGCUUCUUGCUCUUAUGCAUGUUACCAGAAGGUUCGAUCUGGUUUAACAGAGAAACGUGAAGUUUUAAUUCUGAAAACUUUGUGAAACUGGCGCGAUUUGUUCCUAUUAUUGUGCAUACUUUAAAGUUGCCUGUUUACGUUUCAAUGGAAUAAAAUUUAGGGAA
Messenger RNA from Callorhinchus milii (elephant shark), 6479 nucleotides. Its product is annotated as nuclear pore membrane glycoprotein 210-like. The transcript is spliced from 40 exons. Gene Ontology annotation, cellular component: nuclear pore. Lineage: Eukaryota; Metazoa; Chordata; Chondrichthyes; Chimaeriformes; Callorhinchidae. Bases 1 to 5646 code for a protein of 1881 amino acids. The record is from RefSeq and is a predicted model, not a curated record.